AUGGCUCAGAAGAGAGAGAUGGAGGAGACCGAGCUCAAAGUUCCUGAAACCUUGACCUUGUGCACACCGCCGAUCCCCGCCGCCUCUUCAAAGAUGUCCGCUUCAGAUGACCGUAGAUCGUCGCCGGAUAGAUCGGAUCCGAAGAGCGGUGUUAUCGUUGACUUCAGACCAAACUCCGCUGCCUCGCCGGAAAAGUUGGAUCUGCCUCAAAAACGACGAUUGGAGGUGGAUCUGUUCGAUAAGAGCGUCUGUAACAUGUUUAAGAAGCGGGAGGUGAACAGGUGCUCAGGUUGCAAGAGGAAGGUUGGACUGAUGGGGUUUAGGUGCCGUUGUGGCGAGAUGUUUUGUUCCGAGCACCGAUACUCCGAUCGACAUGACUGUAACUACGACUACAAAGCCGCCGGACGUGAGGCUAUUGCUCGCGAAAAUCCAGUUGUUAGAGCGGCGAAAAUUCUCAAGGUAUGA
Messenger RNA from Lactuca virosa, 465 nucleotides. The record is from the annotation of a GenBank genome assembly. Lineage: Eukaryota; Viridiplantae; Streptophyta; Magnoliopsida; Asterales; Asteraceae.